AAGUGUUUGCCGUCUUUGGACAUUCAGUGUGCGAUAUCCCGGCGGACGGUGCAGACAACGCUUUUCGCCACGAUCACACGAUUCGAGCUAAACAACAAACAGAAAAAAGAAAUAUAUAUAUCAAAAAAGUACAAGAAAAAGAAAAGCUAAAACACAAAAGGUUGCCCUUUUGAAAACUUAAAACAAGCCACGCGAAAAACUUUUGACUUCAAGUCAAAACAAUUAUUUUUUUAUUGUGACAAAACAAAGAGUACAAAAUAAAAGUCAUUACCAGUACAAAACAUACCUCAAUCAGUAGUUACAAACACGUGCUAGAAGUGACCACAAAAAAAAAGUUAAAAAAAAGAAAAUAAGAAAAGAAAAUAAGAAAAGAAAAUAAGAAAAAAAAAGCGAAAAAAAGAAAAGAUCAAUAAUAUACUAUUAACCCAGUGAAUUGAAAAUCGCCCGAGGAAGUAAACCAUAUCAACGGUCCGGUGACUAAGCUCAACCUCUCAACCUCGACCUCAGCCUCAGUCCUACUACCUACUACCUACUACCUCUCACUAUCCCCAGUAGUACGACAUCCUGGCCCCCAAAAACCACGGACAUUACGACGCACACAUCCUGCGACAGACACACGGCGCCCCAACAUUCCCCACAUUUUCAAUAAAAUGUAAACCAAACGAUUCUCCGGAUUCUUUCAAUUCUUGUUCCGAUUUGUAUUCUUCAUUCAUUCCUUAAACAAAAAACCGAAAGAAACGUAAGCCUACGUAAUACUGAACAGCAAUCAAUGCACUUUCCAUAAUUCUUAACUUAUUAUAUAUUAUUUAUCUAAAAAUAAAACCAUCUUGUGAUAUCUUUUUUUGUGUUUAGUCAUAGGUUGAAAAAAAAAAAAAUAGAAAGAAAAAACCAAAACAAAAAGUAUGCAAAACCCAUAGACAAGUAAAUCUUAAAAAAAAAAAAAACAAAAAAACUAUAUUUAUUAGAGCACAGCUUAUAAUUUGUGUUGAAUGUUUAGUUUCCGUUGAUUUUAAGCAAACAUAUAGUUUCAAAGCCUAGACACUCAGGAUUUAGUUCAAAUAUUAGUAGCUUAGUCGAUGAGUUGUAUUUGCGAAUACUCGCUUGAGAGAAGUCCCCCGCACACGAACAGACCCACGCAUGCACGCCCGCCGUUUGGGGCUGCUCUACACCGACACAUAAAGACCCCCACACACGACGACCAGACGGACGAAGACAGGCCAAACCAAUGCUAAAAUGUCGCUGCCCAACGAACAGACAAACUUGCCGCACAAUCCCAGCCAACCAGCAUCCGCAGACACACAGACACCAGCCACGGCAACAGGAACCACAACACCAUCCACACCAACACCAUCCACACGAGCCACACAACCAAAUGAGCUGAAACACCGCCUGACGCCACUGAAUGUGCGUCGUUUAUCGGGCUACGUUAAUCCGCAAGCGAUCAGCGAUAAUGCUGGCGAUGAUCCCCCGCCCACCACCAUUAACAUUGGCCUCUUCAACAACAAUAACAACAAUAAUACAAAUAAUAAUAAUAACAACAACAACACAGCAUCAACAACGCCACCAUCUGCAUAUGCCACACCACCAAUAUACCAACAACAGUUGUCCACACUGACAGCAACAACACCGCUAGAUGUGGCACCGGAUGAUAAAUACAGAUUGUUUACCAUUUUCAAUGGAAACGAUCCCGACAAUGAGAAAUUGUCGGGCCUACCACAUUCGACAACCGGUUCACUAAGCUCAAUCAUCACGACGUCCAUAGCAUCCUCCGAACCGGAUCCUGGAGCGGUGAGCGGCGGCGGCGGCGGAGCAGGAGGAGCAGGUGGCGGCGGCGGAGGCAAUGGCGGUAUCGGAUCGGGUGCCCUGGUGGCAGCGGAUGCCUCCAGCAUUGCCGGCAUCAAUGGCAGCUCCGAGGAGAAGUUGGCGCUCAAUCGACCCGGCAUCAAGCAGGAGAAGUGGACGACUAUCCUGCUGCAGGUAUCCAUUCCGUUCUUUCUGGCCGGGAUUGGCACCAUCGGAGCGGGCAUUGUUCUGGGACGCGUUGAGAAAUGGUAUGUCUUCAAGAACGUAAGCGAGCUGUUCAUCCUGGUGCCGGCGCUUUUGGGUCUGAAGGGCAACCUGGACAUGUGCCUGGCAUCGCGUCUGUCCACGCAAGUGAAUCUGGGCAACAUGACCAGCAGGCAGGGCGUGAUACGGAUGAUAGUGGGGAACAUAGCACUGGUGCAGGUCCAGGCGACGGUGGCCUCCUUUCUGGUGGCCAUGUUUGCGGUCAGCGUGGGCGCGGCCAUGACCGGCGACUUCUAUUUCGAGAACAUGAUGCUGCUGACUGCCUCGGCCAUGUUCACGGCCACCUCGUCGUGCUUUGUGCUGGACUUCGUUUUGGUGGCUGUAAUCCUGUUCUCGCAGAAGUACCGCCUCAAUCCGGACAACCUGGCCACGCCGUUGGCCGCCUCCAUUGGUGACGUGGUGUCCAUCAGUUUGCUCUCCUUUAUCGCCUCGCUGCUGUACGAUCAUAUCAAAACGCACCUGUGGAUCACAUUCAUCGUGGUCACCUGCUACCUGGUGCUGUUGCCCAUGUGGGUGAUGAUCGUGCUGAGGAACGAGUACACGCGGCCGGUGCUAAAGAGCGGAUGGGUUCCCGUCCUCUCGGCCCUCUGCAUAAGUGGUCUGGGUGGCCUUGUGUUGGAUGCCGCCGUCGAGGUGUUUAAUGGAUUCGUAGUGUUUCAACCGAUCAUCAACGGAAUCGGCGGCAAUCUGGUAUCGGUGCAGGCCAGCAAGAUAUCCACAAUGCUGCACCAGAGCUCAAUUAUCGGGAUUAUACCACCGCACACGCAGAUCUUCGAGUGGCCUUGGCGGGCGCUCUUCAAAGGAGUUCCCUAUGCGAAGACAGCGAGGAUACUUAUUGCCAUGUCCAUACCCGGCAAUGUUCUGUUCAUCUUUGCUGCUGACUAUAUAAACUAUAGCACCUCGACGGUCACCUGGGUGUUUGUGCUUUCCUAUCUGACCGCCAGUUUGGUUCAGGUGAUGCUGCUGCUGUAUAUUGCCCACAUCAUUGUGCACGCGAUGUGGAAGUGGAAGAUCGAUCCGGAUAACUCGGCCAUACCCUACCUGACGGCCUUGGGCGAUCUGCUCGGCAGCAGUCUGCUGGCGGUGGCGUGGCUAUUCACCAUGUCGGUGGGCAUGCAGUACGGAUCCGGAAUGGAGACACUCAACGCACCUAACUAAUGUAGCUAACGAAAUAGGGAGAGUACGGAGUAACGUAGAACGAUAAACAAGGCAGCCACACACACACACCAUACAAUAUAAAGAACUGUUAUGUACCUAAAACAAAUAUACAGAAAACAUAGAAAUUGUA
This is a messenger RNA of Drosophila simulans, 3355 nucleotides long. RefSeq names its product solute carrier family 41 member 2. Gene Ontology annotation, biological process: monoatomic cation transport. The coding region runs from base 1234 to 3225 and encodes 663 amino acids. The record is from RefSeq and is a predicted model, not a curated record. Lineage: Eukaryota; Metazoa; Arthropoda; Insecta; Diptera; Drosophilidae. The transcript is spliced from 9 exons. Gene Ontology annotation, cellular component: plasma membrane. Gene Ontology annotation, molecular function: monoatomic cation transmembrane transporter activity.